Molecule: messenger RNA, 205 nt
Organism: Paramecium sonneborni
Lineage: Eukaryota; Ciliophora; Oligohymenophorea; Peniculida; Parameciidae
Source: the annotation of a GenBank genome assembly
AUGAGUAAUUAGAGAUUUGAUAUAGUUAGAUAAGGAUUAAACAUAACAUCAGGAAUGAAGAGUGAUAUAGUAGAUCUAUAUAAGAGAGCUUUAAGUUAGAAAUAAUAUUAAAAUAAAGCAGAUUAUGUGCGUUAUCAUUUAGAAUAGAAAUAUGGUAUGAUUUAAUAAAAUAAUAGUAAAGGACGUUGUUGGUGUGUUUUAUUGA